Molecule: messenger RNA, 729 nt
Organism: Cutaneotrichosporon oleaginosum
Lineage: Eukaryota; Fungi; Basidiomycota; Tremellomycetes; Trichosporonales; Trichosporonaceae
Source: RefSeq, a predicted model, not a curated record
GCGUCCCAGAUGCGCAUGGCGCGCAAAGACCUGCUCCUCCCCCCGCUGGCGUUGGACGCACACACCCUCGUGCUCCCGCACCCGUUCCGGCUCGCGAUCGACGACCUCGCGCCGGCGCUCUCGCGGCUCGUCGUACACGCUGCGCUGGGGCGCAGCUUCAACUGCGAUAAAACCGGCUGGUUUUUCCCGCCCACGCUCGAGGCGUGUGUUCCCCCCUGGGCCGUGAGGUAUGCGCUGCACGUCGCCGUGCCGCCCGACGAGCCGGAGCUGCAUGCCACAAGGUGCGCGUUCUCCGUCAGCCGACUCCAUGGGCAGGACAAAGGCGAGGAGGAGGAGCAGAGCGCGCGCGACGUCGUCGUCGUCUUCCGCGUCUCGCCGGGGCGCGCGGCGCGCGCCAUCCAGCCCCCCCGCCCGCUCGGCAUCCUCCACGACUUCGCCGAGGCUGCCGCGGACCAUCCGGCGUGGAGAUGGACCGUCGUCGGCGUGCAGGAGAUGGCGGAGGCUGCGCCGCACGCCGUGCCCCUCCAAGAGGGGGUGUAUGCGCGGUUCAUGGAUGUCGCGGGGCCGGCACAGGUGCGGUUCUGUACGGUGGCGGAGUAUGCGCGGUCUGGCGAAGGGUUGCUCGAGAUCGGGGAGGCGUAGGACGUCUGCUCUACGCUCUACCACGGCUGCCAACGCUGGUGAUGGUAUCUACCGUACAUCGAUCGAGAAGGGCAAUUUGGAGGUCGG